Messenger RNA from Triticum aestivum (bread wheat), 4561 nucleotides. RefSeq names its product disease resistance protein Pik-2. Gene Ontology annotation, molecular function: ADP binding. The coding region runs from base 284 to 3961 and encodes 1225 amino acids. The transcript has 4 exons. The record is from RefSeq and is a predicted model, not a curated record. Gene Ontology annotation, biological process: defense response to other organism. Lineage: Eukaryota; Viridiplantae; Streptophyta; Magnoliopsida; Poales; Poaceae.
GCGGGUGAGGAAGCAGAUCUUGCAAUCAAACUCAUCUUUCCGAUGCAGAGGAACACUGGCGAUGGAAUGGAGAAGAGAGGGUGGGUGAGAGAAUGCUGGUGCACAGAGAGGAGAAGAAAGGGAUGGAAAAGGUCAAGUCUAUAGCAAUUGAGCAAGUGGAACAACCUCGCCUCGUCCAAUAUCCCGUGCCGGCCCGGACCUGUGUGCCUGAGACCUGCAUUCUCAGAUCCACUCCACACAAACCCUCAUAGAAGAGAAGGAGAGAGAGGCUUCAUCGGCACUGAUGGAGGCCACGGCGUUGAGCAUCGGCAAGUCUGUGCUGAAUGCAGCGCUUCGAUCCGCCAAGUCUCCCGUAGCAGAGGAGGUGGCCCUGCAGCUCGGGGUCCAGCGCGACAAGGCCUUCAUCACGGACGAGCUGGAGAUGAUGCAAUCUUUUCUGAUGGUGGCGCACGAUGAGCGAGAUGAGCACAACAAGGUGGUCAGGACCUGGGUGAAGCAGGUCCGCGACGUGUCCUACGACGUCGAGGAUGGCAUCCAGGACUUUGUCGUUCAUAUGAAGAAGCAGUCCUGGUGGCGCAUCCCUUGCACACUCCUCAACCGGCGCCAUGUUGCCAAGCAGAUGAAGGAGCUGAGGACCAAGGUCAAGGAUGUGAGCGAGAGGAACUUGCGCUACAGCCUCAUCAAGGGCUCUAGCUCCACUGAGCCUGCUGCUACAGCUGCUGCCACCAUGUUUGGUGUUGAAGAAGCAAGGCACGCCGCAAAGAAACACCAAUCAAGAUCGGAUCUUGCCCAACUGAUCAACCAGGAGGGUGGCAACCAAAUUGGAGUGAUCGGUGUAUGGGGAACAAAUGGCAGUGUUGGGCAUACCUCCAUCAUCUGGGAGGCCUACGAGAAUCCAAUCGUCAAAUUGAAUUUUCCGUGCCGAGCAUGGGUCAGGGUGAUGCGCCCUUUCAGUCCAACAGAAUUUGUCCAGAGUAUGGUGAAACAAUUUCAUGCAACAGUAGGAGUUGGUGUUCUGCUGGAGGGCGAAAGGAAGGGUCAAGAUUUGGCUCAAGCCUUCAAUGGAUAUGUCAAUGAGAAGAGGUGCCUGAUUGUGCUUACUGACCUGUCCACAAUUGAAGAAUGGCACCAGAUCAAGAUUUGCUUCCCAGAGAACAAACUAGGGAGCCAGAUCAUAGUAUCCACAAAACAUGUUGAAGUUGCAAGCCUGUGUCCAGGUCAACCAAGUACGGUGUCGGAGUUGAAGCAAUUGUCUGCUGAUCAGACCAUCUAUGCUUUCUACAAACAGAGUUCUCAUGACGUUACCUAUCCAUCAAAGCCAGCAUCUACCACAAAGUUAUCCAACAUCCCUGAGAAUGAGAUACAAGAAGAUCAAUCCAAUGCUGAUGUUGAGGGAAAUAUGACAGUGCAAAAGAGGUUCACACGCACCUACACAAUGGCAGGUGUUCUGGAGGAAUUUCAGCUUAUUGGGCGAGAGAAAGAAAAAUCUGAUAUUAUUGAACUAAUUGUAGAACAAGCUAGCACCCAUCAAUUUCAGGUGAUAGUAGUAUGGGGAAUGGGUGGUCUUGGAAAAACCACUCUGAUAAAAAAUGUUUUCGAGAGCAAAGAUGUCACUGCCAUGUUUGGGAAAUAUGCUUUUGUCACAGUCUUGCGACCUUUCAAGCUUGAGGAACUCCUUAGGAGCUUGGCAUUGCAACUAGAUGCAAACAAGGGAUCCAUGGACUUUGUAGGUGACACCCAAAAAAACAUUGCUUUGAUGGGAGUUGCAGAGUUGAUUGAAGUGUUGGGCAGACGUUCAGAAGGAAAGAGUUGUUUGAUUGUUCUUGAUGACCUGUCAUCUAGCACAGAAUGGGAUAAAAUGUUGCCAUGUUUACAUGCAAUGGAAAAUCUGGUCAUUGUGAUAACCACAAGGCGAGAGGAUAUUGCUAAGCAUUGUUGCAAAAAACCGAAGUGCAUACGCUUGCUCAAUGGUCUUGAAGAGAAGGAUGCAAGUCACCUGUUCACAAGAAAGGUAUUUAAGAAUAGGACUACUGAUUUGGCUGAGCAAUAUCCUGCAUUGGUUGAACCAGCAAAACUAAUCCUAAAGAAGUGCAAUGGACUUCCCCUUGCGAUCGUCACCAUAGGUGGCUUCUUGGCUGAUCAACCAACAAAAAUUGCUGCAGAGUGGAGAAAACUGGAUGAGCAUAUCAGUGUUGAGCUGGAGAUGAAUCCAAAGUUUGAGGUCAUAAAAACAGUUCUCAUGAAAAGUUAUGAUGGCCUACCCUAUUAUCUCAAGUCUUGUUUCUUGUACAUGUCCAUCUUCCCUGAAGACCGCAAUGUUAGCCGGAGACGUUUGGCUUACCGAUGGAUUGCUGAAGGUUAUGCACGAGACAAGGCCACAGCAGAUAGAUACUUCAUGGAACUCGUAGAGAGAAGCAUGAUAUUACCAACUCAGCAAUCAGCUUGCAGCAUACAAGGAUUUGACUCCUGCCAGCUACACGAUCUGAUUCGUGAUAUCAGCAUUGCAGAGUCGAUGGAGGAAAAUCUUGUUUUCAGGUUGGAGGAAGGCUGCAGCUUGAAUACCCAUGGUGCAGUGCGUCACCUUGCCAUAAGCAGCAACUGGGAGGGUGAUGAGCGCGAGUUGGAGAGCACCAUGGAGCUGUCCCGUAUACGAUCAUUGACAGUGUUUAGCAAGUGGAAGCCAUUUUACAUUUCUGAUAAGAUGAGGUUUCUCCGGGUGCUGGACCUGGAAGGAACAAAAGGGUUAAGAAGUCAUCACCUUGAGCACAUUGGGGAGCUUCUUCAUCUGAGAUACCUCUCUCUACGUGGGUCUAGUUUGGUCUGUUCCCUCCCAGAUUCGGUGGGUAAUCUGAGACAACUUGAGACACUAGACAUCAAGCAGACGGGUAUAGCUAUGUUGCCCAGAACCAUCAUCAAGCUUAGUAAGCUAUGUUAUCUCCAUGCUGGUAAAGAAUCAGGGGAUAACAAUGAGCUGAAUUAUUUUUCAAAGCAUCGAAAUAUCUAUGCAGUGCAAUAUGUAGUAUGCUGCUCAGAUGAGUUUUUUGAAGAUGAUCUUGAUAGAUGUGAUGUUUGCACUCUUGCUUGCUGCAUACUGUACCCUAAUAUCAUUAGGGGCAUAGCUUCUUCCGGUGUUAAGGUGCCAAGAGGGACUAGAAAACUGAAGGCCCUGCGUACAUUGCGGUAUGUGCACCUUGCCUGGGGAAAUGACGUUAUAAAAGAGAUAAAAGGCCUUACAAGCCUGCAGAAGCUAGGAGUGGUCGGCAUCAAUAAGAGAAAUGGUCCGGGUUUCUGUUCGGUCCUUUCUAGUCUCAGCCAUCUUGAAUCGUUGUCAGUGCGGUCAGGUGAUAGCUUAAAUGGCUGUUUGGAUGGCAUGUCCACAGCUCUGGAAAACCUGCAGAGCCUCAAGCUAUCCGGCAGCCUGGAAAAAUUGCCGGAAUGGAUCAAGGGGCUCCAAAAUCUCGUGAAGCUCAAGUUAGAACUCAGCAGGCUAUCAGGGAACCUUGAAGCCAUGCAAGUUCCUGGGAACCUACCAAACCUAUCCAUUCUGGGUUUGUCGGAUCACUGGCUUAAGAUCGAUGUACUCCAGUUCCAGACUGGCCUUUUCAGAAGGCUCACGGUGCUUGAUCUUUUCUACACAAGUAUGGAAAUUAAAUUAGUGAAGUUUGAGAAAGAAUCAGUGCCCAAUCUUGAGUUGCUGACCCUUAGCAUUGGAAAUACUGCGAUUGCCUUCUCUGGGCUAGAACUUCUCCAAAACAUCAAGGAAGUACGGCUUGGUGUUCAUUGUAGCUGGUUUACACCCAAAACAUCAAGAAAUGGGAAAAUUGAAAGAAUGAGUAAGAGAAUGCAUGAAUGGAUGAAAGAAGAAGAAAAGAAAUACAAACCCGUGCAAGAUAAAGUCAGGAAGGAGAUGCAGAUGCAGCUUGAUAGGAAUAAGAAUCGACCCAUCUUGAAGGUGCAAUGAGCUCAGAAACCUGGGGCUACCUCUGUCCUAAGUAUCCUUACUGAGUGGCCGUCAUGCCAUGCUAUUGGAAAAUAUAUCUUGUGCCCACUCUCUUGUUUUUAUGUCUUGCAUUGGUUGUUAUAUUCUAAUAAUGGAUUGAAAUAAAGCCCACACGAGUCGACGGCACUGUUGUUCUGCGCAUGUUAGAGGUGGUUUUUCUUGUCUGCUUUGGGGCUCUGUUUUGAUUUUCUGAAGAAUGAAUGGCCACUGUAAUAUAUGAUGCCGUGUAACUGUCUGUUCCGGUGACGUGUGCACCAUCGCUGGGCUGCAUAAUAAGGGUAUGGCGAUAUCUAUCUUUGGUGAUUGUAAACUGUUUGGAGUAGAUGGAGAAAAUUCGUGGGUACUCUGUACUAUGUUGUAUCAUCUGCGAUGCAAUGUAACCCUUUUCUUUUGCCCUUGGUGGUCAGGAUGCCAUUUCUGCUUUUCGGCUCUGCUUUGAUUUCUUGAAGAAUGAGUCAGGCACUGCAUUACAAGAUGCUCUGUAACUGUAAUUCUGUACGUUCCGGCCGGCGAUGUGCAUGCCAUCGUUGGGCUGUUCUAAUAACGCGGCAGUAAUAUCUU